Paralichthys olivaceus (Japanese flounder) is the source of this 5556-nucleotide messenger RNA. The record is from RefSeq and is a predicted model, not a curated record. Lineage: Eukaryota; Metazoa; Chordata; Actinopteri; Pleuronectiformes; Paralichthyidae.
UGUUACUGUGGAAACCGCUGAGAGUGAUGAGAGUAGUAAACCAGUCACUCAGUUAGCUAGCGGAGGUUAGCCGGGACUGCUAACUUCAGAUCAAGAGGGUUUUACCUCGGCGUCAACGAAAACUUCCACAAUGCGGAGGUGGCUCCGCUUCACCUUAAAGGAAGUCAAACCCCAGGUUGAUGAGUGACUCAGUGGGUCUCCACACGCUUGGACCCUGAUUUGUCCUGAAGUACACUUGGAUGCACGUGCACAGACUUCCCCUGACCCACAGACUUCUGCUGACCCACACUCUAAUCUUACACAAUCCAAAUACUGCAUGUGCACGACCUCUGACACACUGGCAACGACGGCAAAAACAGCUGCUGACCUGUUCUGCACAUACACAGGGUCACUGCAAAUAUUGCCAUUCCUCUUCUCCCUUCUCUUCCACUCUUCACCGCUCCUCUCCUCUGCAUACCUUUGGAGCUGCUUAUUGUGACCAUGACCACUGCCUCCUUCUCAAUUAUUUGUAAUAUAUUGGCUUCAAGCCCUGAAUACGUGGACCAGCAGAGAUGCUCACUGAUUAAUUUUUCUGGAUAUCUUGGGCUCCUCUAUGAACAUUGCACGCUCUAUUAGGAUAUUAUAAAAUACAACGUUGUGCUUACAUCUAAAAGACAAUAGUGGCAAUAAGUGAUAUACACUGAUAUAUAUGUAUCCUGCAAACUAAAUGGUUCCAUUUAAGUCAAACCAGACGAUAAUGGAAGGUGAAGCAGAGGAAAGGGAAGGUUCUGAUCUUCCAGAGAAGAGAAAACCUAAGGAUGAUGAAGAAGAGAGUGAGCAGGAGGUGGAAGGCAGACAUGUGCAGAUACCUCUGCAUCGCUGGGUGAUGCAUGGGGCAGUGAUGUUUGGACGUGAAUUCUGCUACGCCAUGGAAACAGCCCUGGUGACGCCAGUGCUGCUGCAGAUAGGUCUUCCUGAGCAAUAUUACAGUUUAACCUGGUUCCUCAGUCCUAUACUCGGUCUUCUCCUCACACCCUUGAUCGGCUCAGCCAGUGACCGUUGCACUCUACGAUGGGGUAGAAGACGGCCAUUCAUUCUGGCCUUGUGUGUGGGUGUGCUGCUGGGAGUGGCACUGUUUUUAAAUGGAUCAUUAAUAGGCCUUUCCAUUGGUGACAGCCCCAACAACCAGCCAAUUGGCAUCGUCCUUACUGUAUUAGGUGUGGUGGUGUUGGACUUCAGUGCUGAUGCCUCUGAGGGACCAAUCAGAGCUUACCUUCUUGAUGUUGCUGACACUGAGGAGCAGGAUAUGGCCCUGAAUAUUCAUGCGUUCUCUGCUGGGCUCGGUGGAGCAGUGGGCUACAUGUUGGGUGGUCUGGACUGGACUGGCACAGCUCUGGGCCAAGCAUUUAAGUCACAGGAACAGGUUCUUUUCCUGUUUGCGGGCAUCAUCUUCAUUAUCUCGGUCACGCUGCACAUGCUCAGUAUCCCAGAGCGACUUUUCACUACAUCCAACCUGCUUAGAGUCACAGGAAGUGGGGAGUCUACCAGCCAGUUGUCUUUCAGGCCCGUUUGCCACAUUCCACCUUUCCUUGAUGUGAUUGCAGAGGAGGAUGCUUCAGCUCAAGCCACAUCCCAGGAGAACAAUGAAUCAGACCAGGAGGAAAUCGAAAUGGAUUUCCUAACUGUGGAAAGAGUGCGAAGUAAAAGCGACUCAGUCUUAGCCAUGCCAGUGGCUGCGAUUGACCUGGAUCCUGACCUUCACCCAGAUGCGCAGCUUUUCCUGCCAGAGAUGCAUCACUUUAUACCAGAGCGUCAGGGAAAGCUAGAAUAUGCUUUCAAGUCAUCAGAUAACAGUAUUUGGACGUCGUCUCCGCCUGGUGGAUCAUCCGCCCUGACUGAUGUGAUGGUCUUAGAACCAACAUACCCUGAGCUAAAUGAUACAACAAACGGUCCUUGUUCUCUCCUUCAGAGCAAUUCUGGCUACGAGGGCUUAUAUCACCGACAGCAGGUCAAGGCUGCCAAUGGUAUCAAUACUUGCGUAUCCUCUCCUGAUCACACCAAUACAGAGAAAGGCCACGCCUCCAGUAAACCCGGGACCCGCCUCUUGAGCACAUCAGUUUCAUCAAGGCCCCACCGACACACCUUUUACAGACAACCUUCCUUUACCUUCUCCUACUACGGACGAGUGGGAUCGCAGCGCUAUCGACUUCGACGGAUGGCAACUUCAAGCCAUCGGCCAAUCACCACUUCCCGUAGUCUGAACGAUCUGAGCGAUCUCCAGCAGCACCCAGACAGGAGAGUGUUGCAGCUAUCGGCCAGCAGUCUGUCAUCUGAGGGCUCAAGCAGUGAGGGAGGACCGGACAGGGGAACAACUGUUCGACUGCUGUGGUUGUCCAUGUUGAAGAUGCCAAGGCAGCUGUGGAGAUUGUGCAUAUGUCACCUCCUCACAUGGUUCUCCUAUAUAGCUGAAGCUGUGUUUUAUACUGAUUUCAUGGGGCAAGUCAUCUUCCACGGAGACCCCACGGCACCAGCCAAUUCCACAGAGCUACAGAAUUAUCACAGAGGAGUACAGAUGGGCUGCUGGGGACUGGUGGUCUACGCUGCUACUGCUGCCGUCUGCUCUGCCAUCCUUCAGAAGUACCUGGAUAAUUUUGAUCUGAGCAUCAAGGUCGUAUACAUCGUUGGUACUCUGGGAUUUUCAAUAGGAACAGCAAUAAUGGCGAUCUUCCCUAAUGUCUAUGUUGCAAUGGUCAUGAUCAGCAGCAUGGGCAUCAUCUCCAUGAGUAUCUCCUACUGUCCCUAUGCCUUACUGGGGCAGUAUCACGAAAUUAAAGAGUACAUUCACCACAGCCCAGCGAACACUCGAAGAGGUUUUGGUAUUGACUGCGCCAUCUUGUCCUGCCAGGUCUAUAUCAGCCAGAUUUUGGUUGCAUCGGCCCUGGGAGCUGUGGUGGAGGCAGUUGGCAGCGUGCGUGUCAUUCCUGUAGUGGCCUCUGGUGGCUCCUUCCUUGGCUUCCUUACGGCCUGUUUCCUUGUUAUUUAUCCCGAUAUGGAGCCCAGCAGCUCGCAGCAGGACAAGGGUUUGGCAGAUUUGUCUGGAGAAUCAGAACAGAAUGGAGAAAGGACCAGUGACCAGACAGUGGCUCUGCUGAACCUCACAGACCAAAACGGUUUGCAGAAGAAAGAGAAUCAUUCUGUUGCCUAAGUAUGAACAAGGAAACUGGUCAAGGUUUAUCCAUGUGAGGAUUAUACCAAAUGCAUCCAGUUUCCUUUUUUGAUGGUCUGUGCUUUUCUGGAGGAGGAUGGAAUAGAGGACUGACAAGAAGAAACAAGCUCAGUUCUGUGCUGCUCUGCUUGUUUUGAUGCUACCUCAACUUUAAAACAAAUCAGUGUUUGGAUGGAUCAUGAUUAAUUGUUUAAACACAGGACUGUGUUUCUAUGAUGUUAUACAGAGGCAGCUGGACUUGUUGUUUCACUUCUCGUCUGUAGUUCUAACUGAACUUAAAAUGCUCUGUUCUGACCUGGCAUUGACAUCUCUCCUGGGUGAUCAAAUCACGCAUGACCACAUUCUUACAACAGUGUCAACAUGGGAGACACGUUCUGAUACCAGGGGUAAACUUCCGCCCUCCGAUAUGUCCACUUGUGAUCAAGUCACCAGAGACACAUGUUGACGCCAGGUGUAAACAUGGCUCCAGAGAGUUGUUGAAGUCACGUGAGCUGGUGACAUGUGAUUUGGUUUGACUAUUGAAACUAACUUACCUCAGACUACUGAAGUAAACUCAGUUCUUUUGGGAAGCACAGAGCACUUUCUGUCUCACUAUUGAACAGUGAUGUCACACUGAUCUUACAGAACGAUGUAAAGUUUGACAGUUCACGUCAUGGAGGCUGCUCUAUAACUGCUUAAUAGACAAUCAUAACACUGUAGAAUCUGUGCAACUCUGCUUUAGUUCUCUACUGAACUCAGAUGUAGAUAUUUGUUCCAAUCUGUUAUUUUAUAACUGCCACACAGUUUCCAAUCUUCAUGUGUAGGUGUCUGCUGUUGCUAUAGAAUUACACAGAACAGUGUUUUUAAAUUUCAUUUAUUAUUCACAUUUAUGACUUAAGAAACUGUUAGUGUGCAGUUAAAAGUGCUCUUCUAUUAUAUUUAUUUGUUUCUUGCCUUAAUAGAAACAGAACAAAUCUGAAUGCCAUCUCUUCUUAUGAUAACAAGCCACAGCGCAUCAUGCUGUAGUGACGAGAUGAACCUGCAGCUGUUGGCUGAUGGCAGAUUUUGCUUUGCAAUCGCUGUGACUUCCCUCUGUAAAUGUUAGCUUAUUUAUCAUGGCCUCUCAAGUGGUUUGAGUUUUUAGUGGAAUUGUUUUGCAGGGAUUUUUUUUUCGCAGUGUUGACUGAAUUCUAAAUUAUAUUUUGAAAUAUACAUUCCAAACACAGUUGAAAUGGGGAACUAGUUAGUGACGAGCCUCUGCUCAUCACUAUCUAGUACCCUAACUAACUAGGACUUUGUACUUUGUAAAGAAUGCCUUGCUUUGUGUACUGUGCCUUUGUGAUCAUUUAACAGCUAUGAAUCUGUCGUGCUGUUCGAAAAGGACAAAUAAGGAGAUGAACCCAUGCUGCCACACUUGAACACAUAUUCAGUUUCACAAAUCUAAUAAGCUACAGACAUCAGGGUAGACUCUACUUUGUGAAUGCUUUUCUUAUCACUGUUUAGAGUUGGUGUAAAUGCCCAGAGCCUUAAACUCACUGAUGAGAGCAUUAUUUGUUUAAUUUUGGAGGAUUGAUGUCACAUGGUCUGUAAAAAUGCUGCAUAUUGAAUGUUAGACAGGACAACUUCUAUGCAAGGCCAGCGACUGAUCUACGGGAUGCAAACUUGUAAAUCCCUUAGCUGCUGGACAAUGCUCUCUGUAUUUAUGGGGACCUUGUUUUACUGCUAACUCGGCCAGUGCUUUACCUGUCAUGACAGAAACAUAUCUUUUAUGGUGUGUUCACUGUCAUUUAGUAUUUAAGGCCUCAAGAGUUACACAACCUAAUUUCUAAAGGGAUCAUCCUCAUUCUGUGGAAUUCUGCUACUGUCUACUGACAAAUGCUGAGAUAAUCGGUCCGAGAUGAAAUAUUAAAUCACUAAUUUUUAACUGUAAAUAAUGCAGAGACUUCUAAUAGGGAAUUGUUCAGAGGCUGUUUUUGACUAAGAGGCAAGGCGUCACAGUUUAUAAUUUUGUAAACUUAAUGUUUUUCUAAGGCACGAGAACAGGAAGUAUCCAGUCUGGAAUCUGAUGUUAAAACUUUUAUUUCACUUUAUUCGUUCAGGAAAUUGAAAGAGAAAGUUUUCUUAACAGCUUCCAUAUCUGUUACAAUAACACUGUUUUUCAUACGAAACUACUGAAUAAGCAAAAUAAUUAUGUGUGACCUUCUUGUUCAAAUUGUUGACUUUUUGAUUUAAUACAAAUGUAAAGAUGUUUGGGAUGAUGGUCUCUGUCACUGACAUGGUUUCUUUUGCUGCUUCUUGCUGCUGUACAGAAUUUUGUACAGCAAAAUCUCGGUAUUUUUAUACCAAUUAUUUGAAAAAAAGAGACGAUGACU